Messenger RNA from Podarcis muralis (Common wall lizard), 3191 nucleotides. It is a transcript of the gene ANGPT1, whose product is annotated as angiopoietin 1. NCBI's taxonomy places the organism in Eukaryota, Metazoa, Chordata, Lepidosauria, Squamata, Lacertidae. Gene Ontology annotation, biological process: blood coagulation. The record is from RefSeq and is a predicted model, not a curated record.
ACAUACCCAUUAUACGAGAGCAGAUAUUUUCCAUGUGCGGCGGUCUGUGUGUUAAUGUUUACUGGAGGGGGACGGGGAUUACAGCAAGCCUGGACCCUGCAAGUCCAUUUAAAUAGUUCAGUUUGAACAUGGGAAGUCUAUUAAGGUGGACUGUUCGACUCGUUAAACUUUGUCAAAAGGCUCUUAGCCGUUUUCUGUGCAGAGGGAGCUGAGCAGGCGUGCAUGUUUGAGGUCAUACUUCGAGCCAGAGUGUAAGAUGAUCCUCCUUUGCCGAGCCCAUCAGGCAUCCCUUCGCACAGGGACACACUCACUCACACACAUUCCACUCAAGUCAUCUUGUGAAAGGCUGCCGGCUUCCAACUUGGCUUGAAUGUACAACCUUAAUAAAACACGCCGAGGUCUCCGAGAAAAUAGCAGUUCAGCCGCAGCGAGGGUAGGAGAAAGAGGCUGGGGUAUGCCUGGGCAGCUGACUCAAAGAGGCUGCACGCUGAAGUGUAACAGAGAGGAAACGAUAAAUCCCGGCUACUAUGCAAUAAAUUGCUCAAACUCCGGCUAAGGAAGCAAUCAGCUCUGGUGCACUUAGUCACUGUUGUUGUUGUUGUUGUUUUUUAAAGUCACCAUUUAUUAUCUGAAUCUUCUUCACUUUUCUUUACCUUCUCUGAUCCCCCAAAGGGAUUUCAAAAGACAAGGUAAAGCAUUUUUUUUUUUAGAAAAAAAGAAAAGAAAAGGAAGGAAGGAAAGGGGUUGGGUCAAAAUUGUCUCUAAGAGCAGGAAAGGAAAGGGACAGUAACAUGACCAUAUUCCUUCAGCUUGCUUUCCUUGCUACACUUCUGACUCACCUAGGCUGCAGCAAUCCACGCCGGGGUCCAGAGUCCAGUGCCAGAAGAUAUAACCGGAUUCAGCAUGGACAGUGCACCUACACGUUCAUCCUUCCAGAACAGGAUGGGAACUGUCGUGAAAGCACCACCGACCAAUACAACGCGAACGCUCUCCAAAGGGAUGCCCCCCACAUGGAGCAGGAUUUCUCUUCCCAGAAACUGCAGCGCUUGGAGCAUGUGAUGGAAAACUACACUCAGUGGCUGCAAAAGCUUGAGAACUACAUUGUGGAAAACAUGAAAUCAGAGAUGGCGCAGUUGCAGCAGAACGCUGUGCAGAACCAUACAGCCACCAUGCUGGAAAUAGGAACCAGCCUCCUCAGCCAGACAGCAGAGCAGACAAGAAAGCUCACAGAUGUCGAAACACAGGUACUAAAUCAAACAUCUCGACUAGAAAUUCAGCUGCUGGAGAAUUCAUUAUCUACUUACAAGCUGGAGAAACAACUGCUCCAGCAGACACAUGAAAUAUUGAAAAUCCAUGAUAAAAAUAGUUUAUUGGAACACAAAAUCCUUGAAAUGGAAGAAAGACAUAAAGGGGAGCUGGAUACGUUGAAGGAGGAGAAAGAGAACCUGCAAGGCUUGGUUUCACGUCAGACCUACAUCAUCCAAGAACUGGAGAGGCAGCUGAGUAAGGCAACCACCAAUAACAGUAUUCUGCAAAAACAACAGCUGGAGCUCAUGGACACCGUUCACAACUUAGUCAGUCUUUGUUCUAAAGAAGGAGUUGUACUAAAGAGUACAAAAAGAGAAGAUGACAGGCCAUUCAGAGACUGUGCUGAUGCAUACCAAGCUGGCUUCAACAAAAGUGGUGUCUACACUAUUUAUGUUAAUAACAUAUCAGAACCUAAAAAGGUUUUUUGUAACAUGGAGACUGCAGGAGGAGGCUGGACAGUCAUACAACACAGAGAAGAUGGGAGCCUAGAUUUCCAAAAAAGCUGGAAAGAAUACAAGAUGGGCUUUGGUAGUCCUUCUGGUGAAUAUUGGCUGGGGAAUGAGUUUAUCUUUGCAAUAACCACUAGUCAAAGACACUAUUCUCUAAGAAUUGAACUAAUGGAUUGGGAAGGAAGCCGGGCAUAUUCACAAUACGAUAGAUUUUACAUAGGAAAUGAAAAGCAGAAUUACAGGCUGUAUCUAAAGGGUCAUUCAGGAACCGCAGGAAAACAGAGCAGCUUGAUAUUGCACGGAGCUGACUUCAGUACCAAAGAUGCUGACAAUGACAACUGCAUGUGCAAAUGUGCCCUUAUGCUAACAGGAGGAUGGUGGUUUGAUGCCUGUGGGCCUUCCAAUCUCAAUGGAAUGUUCUACUCUGCUGGGCAGCACCAUGGAAAAAUAAAUGGAAUCAAAUGGCACUACUUCAAAGGCCCCAGUUAUUCAUUACGUUCCACAACUAUGAUGAUCCGGCCCUUAGACUUUUAAACGCACCAAGCAAAAGCAAGAACAAUGUGCAGUAUAGCUACCAUAUUCUGAAGAACUUCGUAUGUGACCUUCAGAAGCAGAGGGUGAGGACUUCCUGAAAGCAUCAAAUGGCAGCCGCCCAUCAGUACUCAGAUCUUCCCUGUCACAGGCUGCAGUAAACGGACACAAGUCACCACCCAACACACCAGGAUGCAGAUGACACUGUGGUUGCUUGGACUAGCGAAGGUGUUUAUUGCGACAGAUCAGUGGACAACAUUACAGUUUGGUUGCCACAAAUGAACCUAAUACAUUUGAGCAGAAGCUUGUUUGCUUGUACAAAACUGCCAGAUUAAACUAGAUGAAAUUUUGUAAAGCAGAAAUACAUCAUCAUCAUCAUCAUCACCAUCAUCAUCCGUGGAGAAAAGGAUGCUUGUCAGUGAAGGAAAUAGGACAGAAUCUAUGCAAAAAAAAAGCACAACCGAUAUUUAUUUUAAUUGGUACACGUGCCUUAAAAAAGAAACACAAAGAUGGUCAUUCAAAGCGUUGCUUGGUAUCAGCAAACACCAUUUAGAUGGAUAACGUCUCUUUAAUGUAGGAUCAAUAUGGUAUGUUGGAGCAAUUUCUCAUUAAGUCGGUUUCAAAUGUGAAACAUGCCCCCAAUAAAGAGACUGUGAAUCAUGAUGGAGAGAGAAUGAUAAGAGCAAUAUGCAGAGAGUUGUCAAUGGUCCUGCAUGGCUGGGGGCGAAUGUAGGUAAUCCUGAUAAUUGGCAUAAUCCUUCAACUGGGAUUUAUAGCAUGAUAACAAAAGAAACCAGGGAUUUUUCUUUCUGACUGUUACGGCUCUGGCCUCUAACAAAUGAAGUCUGAAUGUCAAACCCAGAUAUUUUGUAAGGUGAAAUAAAGGUUAUUUUGCAAAUGGAA